Molecule: messenger RNA, 1011 nt
Organism: Trichomonas vaginalis G3
Lineage: Eukaryota; Parabasalia; Trichomonadida; Trichomonadidae
Product: FI07626P-related family
Exons: 1
Coding region: 1-1011 (336 amino acids)
Biological process (GO): ubiquitin-dependent protein catabolic process
Cellular component (GO): cytosol
Molecular function (GO): polyubiquitin modification-dependent protein binding
Source: RefSeq, a predicted model, not a curated record
AUGUUGAAAAUUAAUGCUGUAAAUCCGAUUACUCCGAAUGAAAUCAUCGAUCUUGUGCUAAGACCACUGUCGAUUGUUGGUGAUAUCAAAAAGCAAAUCGGUGAAAAUAUUCAGACAAAUCCAAAAUUUAUUAAAAUUAUUUACCAAGGAAGGAUAUUAAUUGAUGAAUUAACUCUUGACUCGUAUGGCAUACAAGAUAAUGCAACAGUUUAUUAUACAGUCUCUAAAAAAGCACUCGAAGCAGAGGAAAAGAAAGAAAAAGUUAAAAAACCAGAGGAUUACGAAACAGAAACACUCAUGGAUAAGAUCGCAAACAGUCAACUGGGUAAGAAGAUGAUGGAAUCUAUUGACGAAAACCCAGAACUCAUUCAAAAUCUCUUCAAUCAAAUUCCAAAUUUCGAUAAGGCAAUAGACGAUAACCCUGACAUUGCGUAUGCCAUGAAAGAUAACGAUUUUAUUACAGAUAUGUUCAGGCAAACCACAGCAAAAGGCAACAAAAGAGUCGCGGCCCUGCAAAUGGACAAUAUCGUCAAUCAGGUCGAGCUUCAUCCCGAGCAAAUAUCUCUUUCUAGGCUGAAUGGUAUGGUUGAUCGCUUCUACGAACCUCUAGCUGAUGGAAUGUUUUCAGAACCUCCGAUUAAACUCGUAAUUCCAACCGAAAAACCAGAAACUCCUUCUGUGCUGCCUAUAUCAUACACAGGAGCAGCUGCAUCUGCAAUAAAUAACGUUAAAAAUGAAAUACAGGAAGGAAUGUCAAAAAUUAACAGGGGAAUUCUGGUUUUAAGGAAGAGAAAUGUCUCUGUUUCCAAGAAAUGCUACGAAACAUUCAAGAGCUGUGUAAUUCAGAGGCAAAAUGAACCAUUUAGAAACGCGUUCCCUUCUCAGCUUCAAUUCCUAAAGGCAAGGGGAUUCAUCAACGAAGAUAAUGAUAUAAUGGCUCUUGUUAAAGCAAACGGAAACAUUCAAAAAGCAAUUUCGUAUUUGUGCGAAAUUGAAGGUUCCCAAAACUAA